This is a messenger RNA of Spizellomyces punctatus DAOM BR117, 1324 nucleotides long. RefSeq lists its product as uncharacterized. The transcript has 2 exons. Gene Ontology annotation, molecular function: NAD+ binding; histone deacetylase activity, NAD-dependent. NCBI's taxonomy places the organism in Eukaryota, Fungi, Chytridiomycota, Chytridiomycetes, Spizellomycetales, Spizellomycetaceae. The record is from RefSeq and is a predicted model, not a curated record. The coding region runs from base 38 to 1267 and encodes 409 amino acids.
CUGGCAUCUCGGUUUCCUUGAUUGUACAAUUGCAACCAUGUCGUCAACGACGCCGACAAAACCAACCUCCGCAAGUCCACGCAAAGGAUCCUCCUCCGCCUCCAGCAAAAAAUCCGUAAAAAAGAUCUCACCGCUAGAGGAGAAAGAGUGCGAUCCCUCCCUGAAUAUAAUUCCAGAGCCGUCCAUGAAUGCAAUCGCCAACUACAUUCGAAGUAACGGUGUAAAGAGAAUUUUGGUUCUAACUGGUGCUGGAAUAUCAACGAGUGCAGGGAUACCAGACUUUCGAUCUCCUGGGACGGGAUUAUAUGACAAUCUAAAGAAAUACAGCCUCCCCUACCCAGAAGCCAUAUUCGACAUCUCCUAUUUUCGACGAAAACCCGAACCGUUCUUCACUCUCGCUCGAGAAUUAUAUCCCGGAAGCUUUCGGCCAACCUUGUCACACUACUUUAUUCGUCUUUUGCAGGAGAAAGGAGUCCUGCUACGGAAUUUCACGCAAAAUAUUGAUACCUUAGAGCGCGUCGCUGGGAUUGCUGAGGAUUCGCUGGUAGAGGCUCAUGGAUCUUUUGCUACCGCGCAUUGUCGAGGAAGGAUCGUAACGGCUCCCAAAAGCGAGGAUGAGAUUGAUGCAACUCCUCUUCGUGACAAUGAGACUGAUUCUGAAGAUGAGAACGUGCAACUCGACCCAGGGUGUGGAAAGGAAUACACGCAGGAGUGGGUAAAAACCAAAAUCUUUGCGGGAGAAAUUCCCACCUGUGAAAAUUGCUCAGGAUUGAUAAAACCUGAUAUCGUCUUCUUUGGCGAAUCUCUUCCGGAGCGAUUUCACAGACUUAUUGCCGCAGAUUUUCAUAAGUGCGAUCUAGCCAUCAUCAUUGGCACAUCCCUCCAGGUCGCCCCAUUCUCCCACCUGAUCAACAUGGUCCCUCCACAGAUCCCACGUCUGCUCAUCAAUCGUGAGAUCGUGGCCGUAGAAGAGUACUCUUCCACCCGUGGGUUUGAUUUUGUAGGUGACAGACACAAAUAUAGACGUGACGCAGUGUUUUUGGGUACAUGCGAUGAGGGUUGUGAGAAAUUGGCGGAGUUGCUAAAUUGGGGAGAAGACCUAAAAGCACUCAUAGAGAGGGAGAGCAAGAUUUUGCAAAACUUGCAGUCGGGUGAAGCUGCCAAGAGUAUUGCUGAAGCAAUCGGAGAGGCUGUAGCUGUGAGCGAUGCAAAGGAGGAAGAGGAGUUGAUACGGGGAAUGGAAAAUCUCUUGAAGGAGAAGGUAUGAGGGUUGCGAGUUUUGCCCUUUGACACGAGAGUUAAUUUAAUAAGAAUUUGUGCACAU